Messenger RNA from Penaeus chinensis, 4682 nucleotides. RefSeq names its product ATP-binding cassette sub-family D member 3-like (gene Pmp70). Gene Ontology annotation, cellular component: peroxisomal membrane. The record is from RefSeq and is a predicted model, not a curated record. Gene Ontology annotation, biological process: long-chain fatty acid import into peroxisome; fatty acid beta-oxidation; peroxisome organization. Bases 135 to 2120 code for a protein of 661 amino acids. Gene Ontology annotation, molecular function: ABC-type transporter activity; long-chain fatty acid transmembrane transporter activity; ATP binding. Lineage: Eukaryota; Metazoa; Arthropoda; Malacostraca; Decapoda; Penaeidae. The transcript has 16 exons.
GCUCUAGCAAGGGCUCACAAACUGUCUGAGGAUGGACUGGGUCCUAGGGUGGUGAUGCAUAACCAGUGAAGUAUAUAAGCUCUUCAUUACAAGACUUUAUACUGAGACACCGGCACAAAAAAACAACAACAAACAUGGUUAUCCUGAGUAAAUUGUCGACAAUCGCUCAGUCUCGAGAUGCCCGCCUCUUCGGUGCUGCUUCUUCGACAGCUUUCCUGUACUGGCUCUACAGCACCUCAAAAUCUGGGGGGAAGAGGUACAAAGAUGAAGUGAAGUUUGUGGUCAAUGAUUCUGGUGGAGCGGGUGACAGGAAGAAAGUUCAGGUGAACAAUGAAUUCUUCAAGUCCCUUAAAGGCAUCCUGCGGAUAUUAGUGCCAGGCGUAUGGAGUUCAGAGUCGGGCUACCUUAUCUUGGUAGCUUUCUCGCUUAUUGUACGAAGCAUAUGUGACAUUUGGAUGAUUCACAAUGGAACACUUAUUGAAAGUUCAAUCAUCUCAAAGGACUUGAACCAGUUUUUAAGGUUCUUGGUAGAACUUAUGCUUGCUAUGCCUGCAAUAUCCUUGGUUAACAAUGUCCUGAAAUUUGGCCUGAACGAAUUGAAGCUGCGGUUCAGAACACGAUUGUCAAACCAUCUUUAUGAACAGUACCUCAAAGGCUUCACUUACUACAAGAUGAACAACUUGGACAGCCGAAUCAGCAAUGCCGACCAGCUUCUGACGCAGGAUGUGGAGAAGUUCUGUGACUCUGUGGUGGAGCUCUACUCCAACAUCAGCAAACCAAUCCUCGACAUUCUCAUUUAUGUUCAGAAGUUGACACAAGCUAUUGGCGGGCAGGCUCCUGGAAUAAUGAUCAUGUACCUCAUUAUCUCUGGGACCCUCCUCACACACCUCCGACGACCGAUCAGCCGCUUAACGGCAACAGAACAGCGACUGGAGGGUGAGUUCCGGUUCGUGAAUUCUCGCCUGAUCACCAACUCGGAGGAGGUGGCGUUCUACCAAGGGAAUUGCCGUGAGAAGAAGAAUAUCGACUCCUCCUUCAAUCGCUUGGUGAAUCACCUUCGAUCAUUUAUUUCAUUUAGAUUCAACAUGGGAUUCAUUGACAACAUCAUUGCAAAAUACCUGGCAACAUGUGUUGGAUUUUCUGUCGUGGCUUAUCCUUACCUUACACCCUCAUCACGUCUGGCUAACAGUGACUACAAGAACCGCAUGCAGGACUACUACAGAAGUGGAAGAAUGCUCGUCAAACUAGCUGAGGCCAUUGGACGACUUGUGCUAGCUGGGCGAGAGCUGACACGACUUGCUGGUUUCACUUCCCGAGUGCAGGAGUUGCUUACGGUGCUCAAUGAUCUGAACAAUGGAAAAUAUCAGCGCACCAUGCUGGAGAACAAGCAGUGCAAUGGUGUGCUUGGCAAACCUCUCAUCCCUGGAGCUGGGCAAGUCAUCAAUGAAGACAAUGUGAUUCGCUUUGAGAAUGUGCCCCUUGUUACCCCCAAUGGAGAUGUCCUGGUCCGAGAGCUGAACUUUGAGGUCAAAUCUGGGAUGAAUGUCCUUGUCUGUGGCCCAAAUGGCUGUGGCAAGUCAUCCCUCUUCAGAAUUCUAGGAGAGCUCUGGCCAGUGUUUGGAGGUACAGUAACCAAACCAAGCGCAGGCAAGCUGUUCUACAUCCCACAACGACCCUAUAUGACUUUGGGGACUCUCCGGGAUCAGGUUAUAUACCCUGACUCACAUAGCGACAUGAUUGCACGAGGGAUCACGCAUGACAACCUUCGAGAACUCCUACAACAAGUACAGCUCACUCACAUCCUUGAUCGUGAAGGAGGUUGGGAUGCCAUCGCAGAUUGGAUGGAUGUCUUGUCGGGCGGAGAAAAACAGAGGAUUGCAAUGGCCCGUCUCUUUUACCACAAGCCCCAGUUUGCUAUCCUAGAUGAAUGCACAAGUGCAGUGAGUGUAGAUGUUGAGGAUGCCAUGUACCAGUACUGCAGUAAAGUGGGAAUCACUCUCUUCACAGUUUCUCACCGCAAAAGCCUGUGGAAGCAUCAUGAGUACUACUUGCACAUGGACGGGCGUGGCUCCUUCGAGUACAAGCGCAUCGAGCCAGACACACAAGAAUUUGGGUCUUGAGGACUGCCUCCUAAAGGUAGCUGGAAGGUGAUGGAGAAAGCAAGAGGAGGUUGAACACCCAUUGAAUUAUAGUUUUGUAGCUAACAGCCAUUUGUGGACGUUCUGAUGGUGGGAAUCGGAGAAUAAGAAGAAAGUGCGCCAAUCCCUGAAAACUUAAUUAUUAUAUGUAUUUUAAGCUUUCUUUUAUGUUAACACAGUUUUAUCAUAAAGUUAUAUUAUGAGAUAAUGCUUUUAGAAGUUGUGUCAGGAAGCAUUCAUUCUGCCUAGAAUUUAAAUUCUAUUUUCAUCUUGCAAUUUGUUAAUGUUUCUAAAUGGGAAUGUCUUUUGAUUUUUUUUGCAUUACUAUUUUUUUAUUUCAUAUUAUAUUUAAGCUUUAAUUUCAGGUUGCUUAUUUCUACUUAUCUUUUUCUUUAUCUAUUUCUUUCUGUUGAAUCCUGGAUGUUGUGACUUUCUUAGAUGCUGUUGCAUAGGAAAUUAUUUAAUAGUUGUAUAGAAGAUGUACAUGUUAUAAAUUUCUUAGAACAAGAUAACAAAGGGAUCGAUAAAUGAUAUUUCCAGUGAUAUUUGUCACAGUACAGAGUAAUUUAUGAAGGUUUCUUAAUAUUGACAAUGAAUUACCAUAUUACAUGGUAUUAGUGAUAUUUGCAUUACCAAAAUGCUUUAGGUUAGUGACAAAAAACAGUAGAAACAUCAAGCAAAUGCAGAUAAUCAGUCUAAGAGGAAAAUGUACUGAGGUUAAAGCAAUCCAUUUUAGGGCAUAUAUCCUUGACAUACACUAAGUGGUAGGUUUAACCUCUGCACUAUAUGCUCCCCCAAAAAGGGAUGUUAUGUUUCACAAUGAAUCCAGAUGAUGACUCUUUAGCUCUUAACAGAGGAAACAGAAUUUGUUAAGAUAAGUCUUUGAACCAACAAACCCUCUAGCUGGUACCGCUGGAAUAAAUCCAACCUUUACCGGACCGAAAAAAUGAGGAAACUGGAAACAAAUAGUCAUCAUCGGAUUCAAGAGGUUAAGCAUAGCCAAGUUCCCAUCAGUUAGAUACUCAAAUGGAUGUCCGGCAAAGUUUUGUUUUUUUUAUGCAACAGCCUUGCCAGAGUAUAAUGUUAUUAGUUUUUAGUUUCCUGCAGAUGUUUGUGUGUGGGAUAAAAAAAAAUAAUGAUUAUGGUCAGUUCCAUUAUAAUAAUAAUAUAUUUUUUUGUUCAGCCUAUUUAUAUAUUUAUUCAUUGAUGCAAAUUAGAGGAAAAUUGUAUUUUGCAAUUAUUUGAUAAGUGAUUGUUAUUGAUAGCCAUUUUAUUAAUUUUACUGCUCUGAACUAGAAAAUAAUUUUUGAAUUUUUGAUUUUUCUCUUCUCUCUUAUCUGUGAUAUUUUUUUCAAGUGAUUUGCAUUACUUGCAAAAAUAUUAAUAAUAAUAAAAAGAUGAAUAAACAAGAAUAGGUUAAUAAUUGAAUAGAUAAUGACUCAUUAAAAAGACCGGGUUGACAAAAAGUGGCAGUCAUAAGUAGUUCUGUAAUUUUUUGAAAAAAGGUGCAACAUCUGAAUAGUAACCAUUUUGAUGCAACACUAGCUCAUGAAAUUUUUUGGGAAUAUUGGCAUCGUGAUCAGUAUUUGUGAGUUAUUAUCUCAAUUAGGGAUUAUGUAAUGACAGUGGUUAUAAAAGAUGAUGUGUAAGUAUUAACAUUAUUAAAGCUUUAGAGAUUAUUGAUAUAUUUGUAAUAGAUUUACACCCCCCCAAAAAAGGAUAAAUAGGAAAGGUAGGGAAAAGUCUAAGAUACUGAAAGCUUGCUAUUUCAGCAACAAUGCCAUGGUAAUCUGAAGCUUAAUCCCAGUGACCGCAACUGCCACAGUGACAACCACAUCACUGCUUCCACCACUUAUUGCAUUAUAACUUCCACCAGUCACUAUGUAAAUUCAAGGGAUGUUUAGCACUGUGUUGUAACGAAGCUUCUUUGUGUACUUUAUUUACCUGAACCCAAUGCCUCUGGGAGAAUUUGGGGUUUGCCUGGCCAACUGGGCUUACCUCCAGGGCCUCUUUCUGAUGUGGCUGGUGCGUCGCAGUUUUCGCACUGUACCAACAAGGUGAUAUGAUUUCUUUUGCAUCACUUGUAUCCAAAACAUGAUUUUAGUGUUUUUGCAUGUUCAGAGAGGAAUGAUCUUCAUUUUGGGUGCUAGAUUGAACCUGUAGUAAUCUAUUUAUAUGCAGUAGAGUCUAUGCCUGUGUACAAGAUGAAAUAUAGUUUUAUUGAGGGGUAAAGUGAUGGAUAUUCUCUCAGUUUUGCAAAUCUUAUUCUUAUGAAAUAAGAGAUUGUAUGCAGUUAUAUACAGGGCUGCUGCUCCCAUGGCUUCAGUUCUCUUUUGUGUCUCGUACUGGCAGGGGGCUGUUUGACAAUCCAAGUAGUUGACAUAAGGUGACUGAUCAUAUGAACUAGAGGUUACUUACAGGUUCACAACAUUAGCAAAAGAGCACAAUGCUUUGGUAUGUGAUAUCUUCCAGGCAUAGCAGGCGACUGAUUUAUGUGCUAAAUAUUGUUCUUUAUAUAAAACAAUAAAAAGUUGGAACUUUACA